AUGGCGAGGAGAGAUUACGCCUCCGCGCUCGAUCGGGCGAACUCGGCGCUCGAGCGAAAAGUCUCGGUGCGCGUGUGGGGGGACUUCGAGGGGGCGGAGGGGGUGGUGAGAGAGGUGAGUGAUAGACUGCGGGACGUCGCGGUGAAUUUUGAAGUCGUCGUUCCGGGUUCGUCGACGUGCGCUGGGGGGAGGCGGGAACCGUGGAGCGCGACGGCUUUGACGGCUUCAGACGAGUUCGUGGAGGAAUGGAUCGACGAGGAGUCGUGCGGUGGGGCUGAGAAUUCAAGGUAUGACUUUGUGUUGCUCGCGGGCAACGUCUCGAACGCAGAUUUGGUGCUCGGAAGGCACCGCGCCGCGUGGUUGAGAUUUGACUCUAAAAUGCCGGCGACGCGACGCGCGGAUGAACUCGAGGCGAGACUCCGCGCGUUUGUAGCGCACUUCUCAUCCGCAUCGGAGAGGGCGAGUGUGUCACCGUUUCUCACCACCUCGGAUGGCGUCCUACUCGCGUCAUUUAGUUUAGUCAACGCCGAACCGAGGGCAGGAUACGCAUUUACAUGGGACUUUGAACGCGACGUCGAGCAACCGCGGCUCGGAGCGCUUCCGAACGCGUUGCGUCGCGUCAUUGAUUUGCGCAUCGAGUCACAAGUUUUGCGUCAUGCAACGAGUAGAAUCAGACCGACAUGGUCGGCGACGCACGAUGGAUUCGUAGUGAAGUCGGAGCAAUUGCCUUUCUUCAUUGAUCCAGAUUGGCCCAUUGACACCUCCAUCACGUACACGCCAGUGGACGGCCGUCCGUUACAGUUCGUCGUGUAUGUUCCAUCGGCUGCUGAGUGUCCACUGUACUUUCUCGACGAGAAUGGAGAGGCAACCGAGCAAAAUGCGUAUCUGGUCGAAGGUUGGGGUGGAGUUGUCGUCUUCAACCCGCGAGGAUGUGCGGUCGUGCCUGGCGAAAGCGAGAGGCGUUUGAGCGAGGAUGAAAUUUCCAAUGUCGUGAACGCCUUUGUGCGCCAGCUUAGGAUUCAUUUGGGGCUCAGAGAGAGGCCGCAAAACAUUGAUGCCACCGUUUUGCCUCCAAAACUCACGGGAUUCGCGACAUGGGAGGUCGACUCACUCGUGCACACGAGGCUGGUGUCCGACUCAAGCUCAGCGAUUUCGACGUUGAAAUCCCUCGAUGAGGUCAUCUCGAGCAUUGACGACAUCGCCGUGCCAGAGUUCAUCGUGAACGAAAUGUCUAGGUCUUUCGGAGCUCUUGAGCGAGCGACUCGCCUUUCUGAGAUAUCUAGGUACGAUGAGGCUUUGGUGAACGCUCAAGUCGCGCACGCUGCGGCUGAAGCGGCGUUCUUCGAUCCCUUCUCCCUCGGCGGUCUUGAAUCCUUUUCUUUUGAGUCUAAGAUGGCGUCAGUGAUACCAUUGUUACUCCCUUGCGUUUUCCCCUUGCUUUUGCAGAUCAUCCGCGAGGCGCGUCACUUCCAAGUCAGGCGACGAUGCGCGAGUGAAGCGCGUGCGCGAAAGGCGAAAGCGUCAUAG
Molecule: messenger RNA, 1527 nt
Organism: Ostreococcus tauri
Lineage: Eukaryota; Viridiplantae; Chlorophyta; Mamiellophyceae; Mamiellales; Bathycoccaceae
Product: Phosphatidylinositol-glycan biosynthesis class S protein
Exons: 1
Coding region: 1-1527 (508 amino acids)
Biological process (GO): attachment of GPI anchor to protein
Cellular component (GO): GPI-anchor transamidase complex
Source: RefSeq, a predicted model, not a curated record